Nematocida parisii ERTm1 is the source of this 165-nucleotide messenger RNA. RefSeq lists its product as uncharacterized. The coding region runs from base 1 to 165 and encodes 54 amino acids. The transcript has a single exon. NCBI's taxonomy places the organism in Eukaryota, Fungi, Microsporidia. The record is from RefSeq and is a predicted model, not a curated record.
AUGGAAGAAUUAAAGGCAGCACUUUCUGUUGAAACAGAUGAGAGAAAGAGAGCAAAGCUAGAGAAAAAGAUGAGCAAACUAGCAAAGUUCAUGAGCAAAAAUGGAGAUUCAGAAGAAUAUGCCAAAGAAGGAAAAUCAAAAAGAAAAAAAGAAACUGGAAUUUGA